Molecule: messenger RNA, 6885 nt
Organism: Sarcophilus harrisii (Tasmanian devil)
Lineage: Eukaryota; Metazoa; Chordata; Mammalia; Dasyuromorphia; Dasyuridae
Gene: PALM2AKAP2
Product: PALM2 and AKAP2 fusion
Exons: 13
Coding region: 608-4561 (1317 amino acids)
Biological process (GO): regulation of cell shape
Cellular component (GO): membrane
Source: RefSeq, a predicted model, not a curated record
UGUCCCCGACUGCAGUUUGAUCCCCAAACAAGCCAUUUUUUCUGUUAAAGAGCAGAACCCUUUGCAAGGAAUUUGUCUGGCGCGUUCUAUUCUGCACACUAUCCCCCCCGCCCUCCCCAGCCUCCGCACUUCAUCAGAACUCGCACUCCUCCAGCUGUCUCAUCCCCCUGCAUUCAGGCAGGUUCUGAUUACUAUGCGUUCUCUAGAUGUUCAACUCCUGCGGUGACCCAACACCCCAGAGGCGGAGCGAACGAGCUGAGACGUCAGGGCAAAAAAACCCAUCCCAGCCAUGCAAGCUCUCCCUGGGCUCAGCUGCUCCCAGCCCACCUCCAUGGCUUGUGUGACAGCAUCGGGGCACAGGAGCCGCGCUGAAAUGCAGUUAGCAGCACAGCUGGGAGACAGGCAAGGAGGCGAUGGGCCAGUGACGAAAAUGAGCUUCCCCUGAGCUCGCUGGUCAACUGCGCUGCCUCCGGGGGGCCGGGGGCUUCCCCUUGCACAGUGCCGGGCUCGGGGCGAGAAUACCCUGCGGUGCGACUCCGUUUCUCUUGGUGACUGCGGUGUUUUUCCCCCCUUUUUUUCUCCCACUCCCCGUGUCCUCUUCUCUAGGAUGGCGGAGGCAGAAUUGCACAAGGAAAGGCUGCAAGCCAUAGCUGAAAAAAGAAAAAGACAGACUGAAAUAGAAGGCAAGAGGCAGCAGCUUGAGGAACAGAUCCUUCAGCUGCAGCAUUCCAAGUCCAAAGCACUCCGAGAAAAAUGGCUGCUACAAGGAAUGCCAGCUGGCACUGCCGAAGAAGAAGAAGCUAGAAAGCGACAAUCUGAGGAAGAUGAGUUCAGAGUUAAAAAACUUGAAGAUAAUAUUCACAGGUUGGAGAAGGAAAUACAGACCCUAGAAAGUGAAGAGUCCCAGAUAUCUGCCAAAGAGCAAAUCAUCCUAGAGAAACUAAAGGAAACAGAGAAAUCUUUCAAGGAUUUUCAAAAGAGCUUUUCCAAUACGGAUGGAGAUGCAGUAAAUUACAUUUACACCCAGCCCCCUGACUUGCCAAUUCUCUAUUCACGAACAACAGAAUCAUCUCCUGAGCAAGACGGGACGAGCAGGGUAGCUGCUGUGUACGCCAUGGAAAUUAAUGUGGAGAAAGACAAACAAACAGGAGAGACCAAGAUUCUCUCUACAUCAACCCUUGGCCCAGAGGGGGUCCAUCAGAGAGGAGCCAAAAUCUAUGAUGACGGUACCAAAGUAGUCUAUGAGGUGCACUCAGGAGGUACCGUGGUAGAGAAUGGAGUGCAUAAACUAAAUUCAAAGGAUGUAGAUGAACUUAUUCAGAAAGCUGAACAAUCAAGCAUAAGAGGAGGACAUGAGGCAAAGGCUAUGUUGGAGAGGACUGUGAUAGCUGAUGGGAGACUCAGCCACGCAAAGGAACAGAUGCUCUGCAAGGAGGCCAAGUUAGAAAUGGUCCACAAAUCUAGGAAAGACUAUCCUGCAGAGAACCUAGAACAACAGGCAAAAGCCAUUAGAGCUGAAGUCCCCGACGUGAGUGUGGACCAGCCAGUGACCAUGAUUUUCAUGGGCUACCAAAAUAUAGAGGGCGAAGAGGAGGCCAAAAAGGUGCUAGGCUACGAUGAGACCAUCAAAGCCGAGUUGGUGCUCAUUGAUGAAGAUGAUGAGAAGUCACUCCGGGAGAAGACGGUGACCGAUGUGUCCACUAUUGAUGGAAAUGCAGCUGAGCUUGUCUCUGGAAAGCCCAUCUCAGACACCACAGAGCCCUCUUCCCCUGAGGUGAAGGAGGAGAGCCUGGCCACAGAACCAGUCCCAGGAUCUCAUUGGGACAGUGUACUGCCAUGUGGUGAUCAGAAAACCUUCAAUCCAUUAGAAACUUAUGUAGAAAUGACUGUACAGAAACCGCACAAGCUUCUUGAGGAUAACAUCAGAUUGACAAAAGGUGGAGAUCACUAUAGUGCCAAUCUGCUGGGACCUCCCACCAGCAUUCUUUCCCCUAGCAACAAGAACAUGGAAAUAGAAAUCCCCAUUGCAGAAUGUAAAAGUGUCUCUGGGGUUUCUUCAACAUCACAUUCCAUGGACAGUUCCUCUCCUUUUUAUUCCCCUCAUAAUGGCCUCAUCUCAGACCACCAUGAAUCUCUGGAUAAUGAGGUGGCUAGAGAGAUCCAGUAUCUAGAUGAAGUGUUAGAGGCCAAUUGUUGUGACUCUGCUGCUGAUGUGACUUACAAUGGGAUAUCUUCACCAGAGCCAGGUGUAACCAUCACUGUGGGUAGCCCAGGUUCAUCUGUCCACACAACAAACCCCAUAGAACUCCCUGAAAGGGAAGCAGUUCUUCUUGUUGGCAGGCAAGCCCCUCCUCGCAUAGAGCUGAGCCAAGGUGAAAUCAUGGCAGACACCUUCAGGGCAAAUGGUCACUCUCCAGAUGGGCAGAGGGAUAGCCUUCAAGCCCCAGUGAGCCCCAGUUCUUCAACCAGUUCAAAGGGGUCUUUCCGAGAUGGGGAGACCACUCUCACCACUUUGAAGAAAGAAGCAAAAUUUGAAUUGCGUGCCUUCCAUGAGGAUAAGAAGCCAUCCAAACUUUUUGAGGAUGACAACAAUGAGAAGGAAGCAUAUAGGGUCCGAAAAGUAAGGCCAUCAGAGGAGAUGCUGGAGCUAGAAAAAGAGAGGCGAGAACUAAUCCGCAAUCAGGCAGUGAAAAAAAAUCCUGCCAUCGCAGCCAAAUGGUGGAACCCACCCCAGGAACCCACCUUAGAGGAACAACUGGAUGAUGAGCCUCUAGAGUCACAUAAAAAGUAUAAGGAACGCAAGGAGAGGAGGCAGCAACAAGAACAGCAGCUGCAGCAGCAACAGCCGCAGCUGCCACCACAGCCUUCCACAAUUCCAGCCUCCCCUAAACAGACAGUCUGCUCUUUUGAACUUGGAGACCCAUCCAGUGGUCUGAAGGAGGAUGUUGUCACAGAGCAAAUAGACUUCUCUGCUGCAAGGAAGCAGUUUCAGUUGAUGGAGAAUUCCAGACAAACAGGAGGCAGGGGCCAAGGAGCACCCAGACUAUUUUCCAUUAAACCCUUUUAUAGACCUUUGGGUUCCAGCUACUCAGAUAAGCCGUCCACCAUCACAAGACCAGUUUCAGUUGUGGGGCGGAUGGAGGAUGAUGGGAUAUCUGCAGCCAAGGGACAGAAGGCCUCCUGUGUUCCAGAGAACCAGCUUUUAGGAAGCCAAAACAAUACAGUUAGUCCUGAGAAGGAAUCUCCCUGUACUGACCCUUCAAAACAUGUGCCGUCAGCCAAGCUGUGGGCAGAGGAGGGAGAGUUUACCAGUGCUCGAGCUGUCUUCACAGUGGUGAAGGACGAGGACCCUGGCAUCUUAGAUCCAUUUACAAGGUCAGUCUAUGUCUCUUCACCCCCAGAGGAGCUGGACUCUGGUUUGGAGGAGCUGUCAGUGAGAUCUCAGGGCACCACGGUGCUGGAAACCCUGUCCAAUGACUUCAGCAUGGACAACCUCAGUGACAGUGGUGCAUCCAAUGAGACAAUGAAUGCCCUCCAAGAAAACUCCUUGACAGAUUUUUCUCUGCCCCAAACUCCACAGACUGACAUCCCCUCCGAGGGACGAGCCGAAGGUUCAGUGUCCAAGUCAUUCAGUGACCAUGGUUUUUAUUCCCCUUCCUCCAUGCUUGGAGAUUCCCUGCUUGCAGAUGACCCACUGGAAUAUCAUGCCGGUCUUUUGGUGCAGAAUGCCAUCCAACAAGCCAUAGCUGAGCAGGCUGACAAAGCCAGCAAAGACCCAGCUGAACAAAAAGGGAGCCCAGGAGAAGCCCAGCACAAAGUUGGGGCAGUGGUUCCCUGCUCAGAGAAACCUCAGAGCACAUUUAAGCCACCUCAAGUGUCUUCUCCUGUUCAAGAAAAAAGAGAUGUAUUACCAAAGAUGGCAACAGCUGAAGACAGAGACCUCAGGGAAGAGACGGCUUCCCAACAAUUCCCCGCUGUUCAUUCUGUUCAUCCAGUCCACAUCGAGGAGAGCAGGCCAGAAGGAAGCUACUUUAGCAAGUAUUCAGAGGCAGCUGAGUUGAGGAGUACAGCCUCCCUCUUGGCCACUCAGGAGUCAGAGGUGACGGUGGGACCCUUUAAGCUAAGGUCAAGGAAGCAGAGGACUUUGUCCAUGAUAGAAGAAGAGAUCCGAGCAGCCCAGGAGAGAGAGGAGGAACUGAAGAGACAAAGGCAAGUCUUACAGACAACCCAGAACCUCAGAGUGAAGAACGCCUCCACCCUGCCCUCCAGAACAGUGUGCUACAAAACAGCACCCGGGAAAAUAGAGAAAGUCAAACCUCCUCCAUCCCCCACAACAGAAGGCCCCAGCUCGCAGUCUGAUUUACUUUCCGAAGAGGCUGCCGGAUCCCAGCGGCCCAAGAAUCUGAUGCAGACCCUCAUGGAAGAUUACGAAACACACAAAUCUAAAAGGCGCGAGAAAAUGGAUGAGAGCAGUUACCUAAGCAGCUCUGUGGAAAGUACACCUGUAAAUUACUGUCUAACAGCAAGGUUACUUCUGAGGUCCUUGAGGCAACCCGGGUGAAUCGUCGGAAGAGUGCAUUAGCCUUGCGUUGGGAAGCAGGAAUUUAUGCCAACCGGGAGGAAGAGGAGGAUGAAUAAAUAUUUCUCAAUCAAGUUCAUUUGGUGCAUGGAACAAGAAGAAACCCCCCCCCCCAAAAAAAAGAGAGAGAGAAAGAAAGAAAAGAAAGUAACCCUUUUUAAUGAAAUAUUUAUUAAGGAGUAAACAAGCUCAGUGAUUUAAACCAGAAAUACUGCAAUAGACAUCUUUGGGAGGAAACUUAAAAUAAAUUAGAAACUCAUCUAUUGAACUCUAAGCAUACCCCAAGGGAAAAAGAGAGCAAGAGAAGAUUCCUAUGACUUAUUGGAUUUAUCCAAAAGGAGGAUAUCACCACCAUCAAUAAGAACUGCCACAGCUGUGAUGCCUGCAGCAAGUAACUAUUGAAGGUCAAAGUAAUUACAAAUGGUGGAAACCUGAACAAAUCAAUGUGCUUCCCUCUAACAGGACUCCCUGCCUAACUUUGUGCUAAGGAAGAGCAAGCAGUCUAUGGUAGGCUCUAUCAAAAGAGCACAUCUUGUGCAGGAGCAAUUUAACAAGGCACAUGGUAUUCCUUUGGAUCCUCCUACAGUUUCAUUGUCCCCAUUCCCCAUGCUGUGCUAGGAACAUCAUGUUCACCCCAGUUACAGCCAUAAAUAGGAUGGUGUUUUUUUUUUGUUUGUUUUUUUUUAAAGAAUUUUCAAGAGGUAAAGUUACUCUCUCUUAAUUUAACUUUUUAAAAUCAGGACUAUCACUGCAAAAUGUACAAUCCAUAUUUUACAACCAGUAUACUUAAUAAAGUAUUUCUUCCUAUUACAGUCUCUUUUAGAUUAGGAGAUUGAAGAAUGGCAGGGAGGGGAGCCAACACAAAUGAAUUAUUUUAGCUUUAGGAUCCUGUCUGCUUGUAAUAUUGACUGGUCUCCAGUUCUUGAGGACAUAUUUACACAAUUAUGUUUCUUAAUAUAAAAAUCCGUAUUUAGUGGGCAACAAGUAUUUUUAUGAUGGGAAGAGGGCCAUGCUUGUAUACAGUCUUUACACAUUGAACAAAUGAUUCAGAAAGUUUAGGGGUGGGAGAAUAAAUAUAGUUUUUAGAGAGGCAAUAAUUGAAAACAAAGAAGGGCACAUUUUGACUUAAGGUGUAUUAAACAAGAAGAAAAUAGCUGUGUUUAUAACUAUAUUUUGUAAUGAUAAAGCAGGCCUUGAAGAGAGAGUGUGAGAAAUGGAAAUCUUUGUAUUUCCAGAAAGUGAAAAUUUUGAGAGGUCUUGAAAGUAGAUAAAAAAAGGUGAAAAAGAGAUGAGAGGGAAAGAGGUUAUUUUUGCUGUUCAGCCAGUGUUUUCCAGAAUGAUACAUGGGAAACACAUAAAAAUAGGACUUUGAAGGAUUGGAGUCAACUACAAAUACUAAAAUUGUGUGUGUGUGAGCGCCCAUAUACUUGCAUACACAAUGCAGUAUGUGUACUUGUGAGUAGGGGUGUGUGUGUGUGUGUGUGUGUGUGUGUGUGUGUGUGUGUAAAUUCCAAAAUGACCUUGGGUUAGAAUUGUAAAAUUAUUUUUUUCAGAGCUGUUUGCUAGCUAUGAGAGUGAUUGAGAAUUUCUUUUUAUGAAAAGGGAUAUAAAGGCACUGAGUUGAGGCAGUAUUUGUAAUAUUAAAUUGACCCAACAUGGUAUUUGCAUGAGGCCCAAAUGCAGUGUUUUGAGGCAGUUUUGUAAAAUGACUUUUAGAAAAAAGGAUUGUGGUAUUUAUUCUUGUGCAUUGUAUUCAUAGGUAGACUAGAGGAUGCUGGUUUUACUCUUUCAUUUAAAGCAAUAUAAUGGUGAUGUUCUACAAUUGAGUGCCAUAAUAUCUAAAUAAGAAAUUUUUAAAAAUCUGACAAUGAGGAAACAAUAACCUGCUUCCUUUUCUUCAUAACUAGUAUUUUUAUUUUUUUAAGGCAAUAAUUAAAAUUUAGUCUCAUUAAUAUUCACUUCUACUUUGUUUCUGGUAUGUCACAUGAUAUGAUAUGUGUUGCUCCAACAAGGAGCAAUUUCCAUUUAAAGUAUAUGGCAAGUCCACAAUGCAUCAUUCUUGGUUUGUCUGUUUUCUUAAGUAGAUAACAUAAGUGUUAACUUGGGGUAGUGGGAUAGGGAAUGUAAGCAAAAAUAAUAUUAACAAAGUGGACUGCCAAAGAACUGUCUUGUUUGAAGCCAAUUUUUAGAAAUGUGAACCAAAAAUUGCACCUGCUGUCCUGCUGUUAACCUGAUGUAUCUGGACCUGUGGAUUUUGUUUUGUUUUGUUUUCUAUAAGUAAUAAAGUAAAAUCUCUUUGAGUCCUA